UCCAUCUUCACCUUGCUUGACUCUCAUCUCUUGAUCCUCAAAGCUCAGACCCUCAUCAUCUGUAAAAACUCCCUGUUUUGUUGAAUCAUCGAUUUCAGUUGCCUCUGCGUUCGGGAAGCUGAAGCAUCAACCUUGCCACUCGGAUCCUUCUCCUUCUGUUUUGUAGUCUUUGGUGCGUAAAGACUUUUUUGAAUACUCCGAACACCAUGUCUUCUCAGUCUGCAUCUGAUCAAAACAACUGUGGCAUCUGUCUGAGUAGCAUGGCAGCCCCAAAAGGCCAAGCCAUAUUCACUGCUCAAUGCUCCCACUCCUUCCACUAUCCUUGCAUUGUCCAGAAUGUUCAGCAUGGAAAUCUUUGUUGCCCCAUUUGCCGAGUAAUAUGGGAUAAGCAAAAUGUUCCUUUCCAACCAAACUGGACUAGUACUUUUCCCCCUCAACAUAACAACUCAGGUGAUCCCCCUCACCCAUGGGGUGUUAAUUUCCCUCAACAUAAUAACUUGGGUGGGAACUCUCCCAACAUCUCAUUCUCAUUCCAGCCGCGUCAGUCACCCCAUCAGACUUAUCAUCAGUACUCAUAUCAGCAACCCAGUUGGAACUAUCCUUCCUUCCCAUUCAUGCAGCAACACCAAGCCUUUCCCGAGCCAUCUAGCUUCUCUGAUGAUGAACCUCUUUUGUCCACCUCACCAAUGCAAUCCAAUGACCCCCAGGCUGUAACAAUUAAGAUUCAGACCGAGUCCUUGGCUAUCUCAGCUGCAGAAUCUCAUCCGCGAUAUCCUGUUCUUGUCAGCAUUUGUGCACCAUCUCUUCAAGAUACUGAUGGCCAGGGGCGUACCCCCAUCGACCUUGUGACAGUUUUGGAUAUAAGUGGCAGCAUGUGUGGCCUAAAGCUUGACCUUGUGAAGCGCGCUGUCAAAUUUAUCAUACAAAACUUGGGGCCUUCAGACCGACUUUCAAUAGUUACAUUUUCAACUACUGCUAGAAGAGUCCUUCCUCUAAGAAGAAUGUCUGUUGAAGGCCGUGAAAAUGCUGUGCGAGCUGUCAAUUCUCUUAGACCAGAUAACAUGACCAACAUUGUGGCAGGACUCGAGAUAGGAACUCGGGUCCUUGAAGAACGAAGGGAGAGGAACCCAGUUGCUAGCAUCAUGCUUUUAUCCGAUGGCAUGGAUACUUACUGUCAUAGUUCAAGCCAACUCUUGGCCCAAUUGCCUGAUUCAAUUCGCUCUAAUUGCAUGCAACAUGAAAUUCCAGUUCACACAUUUGGGUUUGGCAGCGACCAUGAUCCAAAUACUAUGCAUGCUAUAUCUAAUGCAUCAGGUGGCACCUUUUCGUUUAUCGAAUCAGUUGGCAUGAUUCAAGAUUCAUUUGCUCUGUGCAUUGGUGGUCUGCUCAGUGUUGUGGCUCAGGAAGCUCGCCUAACAGUAAGGUCAGCAUCACAUGGUGUGAAGAUAGUAGCUAUUCCAUCAGGGAGAUAUAUCAAAACUAUAUCUGAUGAGGACCUGCAAGGUGUUGUUGAUGUUGGGAGUCUCUAUGCAGAAGAGGAGAAACAAUUUCUGGUGUACCUCUUUGUUCCACAAUCCUCAACUUCAGAUACUAAAACUUCAUUGUUAGAUGUGUCAUGCGUGUACAGGGAUCUAGCUUCAAAUGAGUUAACCCAGGUGCAAGGUGAGCUAGUUGAGAUAUUGAGACCUGAGGUUUGUUCCCCUACACAUCAAGUAGUCUCUUUGGAGGUUGAUCGCCAGCGCAAUAGAAUCUUGGUCUCUGAAACUAUAGCAGAGGCACAAGGGUUGGCAGAGAAUGGAAAUCUGGAGGCUGCACGGGCCAUUUUGACUAAACGAAGAGAAUCUCUCUUAACAACACCAGCAGCCCGAGCUGGGGAUGGUCUUAGCAAUUUGCUUGAAACUGAGCUUCAAGAAGUCAUGGAUAGAAUGGCAACCAUGGAUUUGUAUACACACACCGGGCGCGCUUAUGCGCUCUCGGGAAUGAGCUCUCAUUCACUGCAGAGAGCCACAACUAGGGGUGACACAAUUACUUCAUGCCUCUCUGCAAGUUUUGGUGCUGCUCAGGCUUCACACUCCACUGUGGGUACCUUUCAGCAGCAGCAGUGUGUCUCUGCAGGUGCCACUCCAUUUGGGAGUCCAGCAUCAUUGCCACGAGGUGGUGCUUAUGAAACAUCUUCAAUGGUUAGAAUGGUACAGAAAUCAAAGGAUCUUGGCACUAGUUAUACUAAAUGAAGCUUGAUAUAGAUUGCUUCGAUCGUGUGCAUGCAGUGGUGUGAAUAUGAAUAAAACAUCGUUUUAUGAAAAAACAUAUGUUUCCUCUUUUGUAUUCUGUACGUAAUAAUAGUGUACUGAUGUUAUCUCCGUAAUCCGUAUUCGAUUUUGUAUAUC
Messenger RNA from Fragaria vesca subsp. vesca, 2387 nucleotides. RefSeq lists its product as uncharacterized. The transcript has 2 exons. The record is from RefSeq and is a predicted model, not a curated record. The coding region runs from base 207 to 2231 and encodes 674 amino acids. Lineage: Eukaryota; Viridiplantae; Streptophyta; Magnoliopsida; Rosales; Rosaceae.